Messenger RNA from Pelobates fuscus (common spadefoot toad), 14022 nucleotides. It is a transcript of the gene DNAH10, whose product is annotated as dynein axonemal heavy chain 10. Gene Ontology annotation, cellular component: dynein complex; 9+2 motile cilium. The record is from RefSeq and is a predicted model, not a curated record. NCBI's taxonomy places the organism in Eukaryota, Metazoa, Chordata, Amphibia, Anura, Pelobatidae. Bases 1 to 13935 code for a protein of 4644 amino acids. Gene Ontology annotation, molecular function: ATP hydrolysis activity; dynein intermediate chain binding; ATP binding. Gene Ontology annotation, biological process: cilium movement involved in cell motility. The transcript has 79 exons.
AUGGCUCUGGACGACCCGCGUUUGGAAUGGAUACGGGACCGGGUGUACGGGGCGUUCGGCCUGUCCGACCCGGCCUGCUUCGAGGAGCUGCUUAACCGGAACGACGGGGAACACGAGGGCAAACUGCUAAAGUUCCUGAAUGAAACCUCGGCGGAGGAGGGCGCUUCGACCCUGCUCUUCUUCAAGAGAGUCCGGGAGGAGGAGGUCGAGGUGGAGAUAGCGAUAGAGCCAGAAGAGUUUUUACAGCUUGACAGUGUACCACACGAUGACCACAUGAUUAAUAAACUGGAUAUGGAGGAGCUUGACAAAGAACUUGUGGACACAGAUUUGGUCCAUUCUUCAGAUGACAAACACAAGCGGGAACCACUGAGAGACACUGUGACUCCAAAUAAAGAUCUUGAUGGAAAAGCUAUUAUCAAAACAGAAACAUCAGAGACUGCAAGUGUUUUGGGAUCCACUCAUGAGGAAAGCCAUGAAGAAGAUGUUCCUUCAUUUCCCCUUACUAAAAUGAUUAGACAGAAGGUUUACCGCACUUUUCUUCAUGUUUCAUUCAACUGUAUACCCGAAGAAUUUGCAAAUUCAAAUGCUUUAUAUUUUCUCCGAAACAGUCAAGAAACUAUUUUAGAGCCCAAUGAUAUACAAGAGGCUAAUGAUGUAAUGCCUAUGUUUUUGGAAUAUGGGAUCUUGAAUGGCCAUUCUUUGCUGAUGCUGAAACAAGUCUUUGCACAGGUUUUUAUGCCUCUACUGUCCUACAAUCAGCACAAAAAUGGGGACAUCUCUACUCAGCUGGAUCAACCACAGCCAGAAGGAUCUGACAAAGAAACGGACGACAGAGAUGUCAAUAAAGAAGAACCCACGCAAGAACUGCGAAGUGUUCAGCUGAUUAGAGAUGAACUCUUAAUGAAUAUGCAGAAGUUCCUGAACCAUAUUCAGCAAACAAUACAACAGCUUGAGGGAGAAAUUAAAUUAGAGAUGCCCCAUGUAAAUCUGGAAGUCGAUCCUGCAGUCCUAGCAGCAGACCCAUCUGUUGUUGAAAAACUUGGGCAAUGUGUAAUGAAUUGGCAGACACAAAUGUCUGCAGCUUUGGAGGAACUGCUACAAAAGAAACCUCAGGGUAAUGGACCUCUGGCAGAAAUUGAUUUCUGGCGUGAAAGAAACGCCACUUUAAGUGCACUUAGUGAACAGCUCAAAUUGCCUGCUGUGAAGAAGGUUUUGAAUGCUCUGUCCAUUGCUGACCCUGGUUUAGUCCAAAACCUGGAUUUAACGGUCGCAGAGCUGGUAAAAUAUCAUGUGGAGGCUGCUGAUAAUGUCCGAUUUCUCUCAACUUUGGAACGUCAUUUCAAGAAUUUAGCUCAUGGCACAGGAUUUAAUGUUGUUCUGGACACCAUUCCACCUAUGAUGAAUGCAUUAAGAAUGGUAUGGAUUAUCUCUCGUCAUUACAACAAGGAUGAAAGGAUGGUACCAUUAAUGGAGAGAAUUGCCUGGGAAAUUGCAGAAAGGGUUUACAGAGUUCUCAACAUACGCUCAUUGUUUAGAGAGAACAGGGAAACCGCAAAAAACAAGGCUAUGGAUGCCAGACGGAGCCUGGAUUUGUGGAAAAGUGCUUAUCUUGGCAUGCGUGCCAAGAUUGAAGCUUCAGGAAGAGACCAACGAUGGGAGUUUGACAGAAAACGAUUGUUUGAGAAAACGGACUAUUUGUCUGGUAUAUGUCAGGACCUCUUCAAUGUUCUGCAGGUUCUGGAAGAGUUCUACAACAUUUUUGGCCCUGAACUGAAAGCUGUCACUGGGGACCCAAAGCGAAUUGAUGAUGUAUUGCGGAGAGUCAAUGGCUUAAUACAGCCUAUUGAAACCUUGAGCUUUGAUCCUUUCAACAUAAAAUGUGCACAGCAAUGGAAGAUUAUCAUGGAAGACUUUAAAAGUGAAGUUCUGGCCAUUGAAGGAGAGGCCAUAAACUUCAUAGAUGAAUCGUUUAAAACUCUACGAUCAGCUGAAGCAGCAUUUGAUAUGCUAUUGAAAUUUAAGCACAUACGUUCACGAGAUGCCAUCAACAAACAGAUGAUGAUGAAAUUUAAUGAUAUCCUGGAACAGUAUUGUAAAGAGGUUGAUAUAGUGAACAAGCUUUUCACCAAACACCAAGACAACCCUCCACUUUACAAGGAUCAUCCUCCUGUGGCUGGAUCCAUAUACUGGGAGAGAUCACUUUUCCACCGCAUCAAGCACACCGUCAUCAGAUUUCUGGAAGUGGAAGAAAUGUUGACUACAGAGAGAGGGAAGACAGCAAAAGCUAAAUAUUUGGAAGUUGCCAGAAAAAUGAAGGAGUAUGAAGAUUUAAAAUAUGAAAUGUGGAAAGAGAACACAGCUCAGAUACUACCCAUGCUGCUGAAAAGAAGUUUACUUGUUAACAUUCAUACAUCCAGAGCUAGUGUCCAGUCGAAUGCAUCUGUUUCUGAUCUGAAUGCAGACCACAUUGAGGCAGAUAGCGAUUAUAAGACCGUCCGUUAUGCGGUAAACUUUGCACCUGAGCUGCAAGAAAUUAUUACAGAAACAAAGCACUUGGAGCAGCUAGAAUUUUCUGUUGGUGAAUUGCCGAGAAAUGUUGCACUUCAAGAAGAAAAGUUCUUAAGGUACACUGGGGACAUGAAACACAUGCUGACAUCCUAUGAGAAAAUGAUGGGAUUACUAAAUGAAGCUGAAACACAGCUCCUUGAAGGCCACAUUCGAGACCUUUUGAAAGUCUUUCGAUCUGGAUAUAGAAGACUGAACUGGAAUUCAUUAGGCAUUGAAGACUACAUCAAGCGCUGUGUCCAGGCAGUUUCAAAGUUUGAAUCAUUGGUUCAUAAACUCCAGAAGAAUGCAAAUGACAUUCAUUCCACCUUAUCAGCCAUUGAGUUUGCCAACCUCUUUAAAUGUAUGCCUACGAAAUUUGGAACAGACAUUCCAGAUGUGAAAGAAUUCUUUGAGCAUAUUGAAUCAGAACGCUCAAAAGUCAUUGAUAUUAUGGUAAGAAAGUAUUCAGCAGUUGGAUCAAUACUAACUAAAAUCGAAGGACUUGUUUUGAACACAAACACCGGAAGAAACCCUAAAAUGGCUCCGUAUUAUGUCUACUGGGAAGGACAAGUUUACAGCACCCUAACAAAGAUGGUCUUAAGAAAUUUUCAGGCAUUUAAUACUCUUAUACUUGGAAAUAUUCCUCUGUUUCAAGUUGAAGCAAUCCUGUCUGCCCCAGAGAUCAUCCUUAAUCCUAAUUUCAAUGAAAUCUACAAACUGACUAGUCAGUGCUACAAAGGCUGUAUAGAGGCUUCAAAGAGUUUUAUACGUUGGAUGCAUGGAACUUGCCUUAUCUGCCCACCACAAAAAGUAGAGGAAAACGAACCUUUUAUCUACAAUUUCUACAGUGAGAUUUCUCAGAAUCCUCUUAUUGGUGACCAAAUUCGAAUCAUCAACCACAGCAUGCACCGUCUGCUCACAUCUCUUACUAAGUACUUGAACCGGUGGAAAAGGUAUCGUCCUCUGUGGAAGAUGGAUAAAGCCAUUGUUCUGGAAAAGUUUGUUCUUAAGAAGCCAUCUUGUGUCACAUAUGAUGAAAAAUUGCAGUUCUACACCAGGCUAGCUCAAGAGGUGACACUGCAACCUCUAAUUAAAGAUGAGCGUUGUGUUAGGCUAUACCUGGGUCCAUUAGCCUUCACUGUGCAGGAGAAUGCAAGAGCCUGGGUGAACUCCCUUGGGAACCUUCUCAAUGAAUCAGCCAGAUUAGAACUCUAUAAUCUCAAGGAUGAACUGCAGAUGCUAUCUGGUAAUCUGAAGAAAACUCCAGAUACUCUAGAAGAUCUAAAGUUUGUCCUUGCCACCAUUGCAGAAAUUAAAGACAUGUCUCUCAUGGUCGAAUUGCGGUAUUGUGAUAUCCGGGAGAGAUACCGUACUUUGACGAUGUAUAACAUUGAGUUUGAAGAAGAGGAGAAAGUUUUGUCAGAAAGUAUUACACAGAUUUGGGAAGACCUUGUAGAAGAGUCAAAACGUGUUGACCAUUCCCUUGGAAGAGUGAAAAAGACAUUUACCCAGACCACAAAAGAUCAGAUUGAAGACUACAAGAAAAAACUCCUAAAAUUUGCAACCCAAUUCCGUACAGAAGGGCCUGGAGCUGUCAGUGAUGAUCUUGAUAAAGGAUCACAGGUACUUGCUUUGUAUGAAAAAGAACUCGCAAUUUAUGAAAAGAACCGCCAAGAACUGGCAAAUGCUGAAAAACUGUUUGACCUUCCCAUCACAAUGUAUCCAGAACUCAUAGCAGUCCAGAAAGAAAUGAUGGGUUUGUCCCAAAUAUAUGCAAUCUACAAUACGCAAAAGCUUGCCAAAGACGAAUGGUCACAAACACUGUGGGCAAAUCUGAAUGUGCAAUUUCUGCUGGAUGGUAUUGAUGGCUUUCUCAAGACAUACAGGAAGCUGCCAAAAGAUGUACGAAGCCUGCCAGUGGCUUUUCAUCUAGAAUCCAAAAUGAAGGAGUUUAAAGACUCAAUUCCUUUACUGCUUGAUCUCAAGAAUGAAUCUCUUCGAGACAGGCACUGGAAGGAACUUAUGAGAAAAACUGGGACAAGUUUUGAGAUGAACCCUGACACCUUUACGUUACAGAACAUGUUUGCUAUGGAGCUACACAAAUACAAAGAUGUUAUCAGUGAUAUUGUAGCAGCAGCUGUAAAGGAGUUGAGCAUUGAGAAGGGUGUAAAAGAAAUUGUAGACACUUGGGAAAAUAUGAAAUUCAUUGUACUAAAAUAUAUUAAGGGCACUCAAGAGCGUGGCUAUAUAUUGGGCGCUGUCGAUGAUAUCCUUCAAAUUCUUGAUGAUAAUGCAAUGAACUUGCAGAGUAUAUCUGGAAGUCGAUUUGUUGGCCCAUUUCUCAACACUGUACAACUAUGGGAAAAAACCCUCUCUUUAAUUGGAGAAAUUAUUGCGGUGUGGAUGGUGGUGCAAAGAAAAUGGAUGUAUCUGGAAAGCAUUUUUAUUGGAGGAGAUAUAAGAGGCCAGUUGCCUGAGGAGGCAAAGAAAUUUGACAACAUUGAUAGAGUAAUCAAGAGGAUAAUGUCUGAAACCGUAAAAGAUCCCGUUAUUAAAAGAUGCUGCCAAGCCUCUAAUCGCCUAUCUGAUUUACAAAACCUCAGUGAGGGCCUAGAGAGAUGUCAGAAGAGCUUGAAUGAUUACCUGGACUCAAAGAGAAAUGCCUUCCCGAGAUUUUUCUUUAUAUCGGAUGAUGAGCUGCUUAGUAUACUUGGAAGCAGUGAUCCAGCCUGUGUCCAGGAGCACAUCAUCAAGAUGUAUGACAACAUUGCAUCCUUAAAAUUCCAAGUGGGGGAUAAUGGUGAAACUGUGGCAACCGCUAUGAUCUCAGCUGAAGGGGAAGUGAUGCCAUUCCGCAAGUCUAUACCCGCUGAAGGACGAGUUGAAGAGUGGAUGACAGCUGUACUACAAGAGAUGAGGAGGACAAACAGACUCAUAACCAAGGAGGCUAUAUUUAGAUACUGUGAGGACAAAAGCAGGGUAGACUGGAUGCUAAUGUACCAGGGCAUGGUGGUAUUGGCUGGUAAUCAGGUAUGGUGGACCUGGGAAGUAGAAGACGUCUUUCAAAAAGUAAAGAAAGGGGAGAAACUAGCCCUGAAGAAUUAUGCAAAGAAAAUGCACCAGCAGAUUGAUGAGCUUGUUACCAGAAUAACCCAACCUUUAGAGAGGAACGACAGGAAGAAAUAUAAUACUGUCCUUAUCAUUGACGUGCAUGCCAGAGACAUUGUGGACAUAUUUGUAAGAGACAGUAUUAUGGAUGCCCGGGAGUUUGAAUGGGAAAGCCAGCUGCGAUUUUACUGGGACAGAGAGCCUGAUGACCUAAAUGUUCGACAGUGUACUGGAACAUUUGCUUAUGGCUAUGAGUACAUGGGCCUAAAUGGAAGACUGGUCAUUACCCCACUGACCGAUCGCAUAUACCUAACACUGACUCAGGCACUGUCCAUGUAUCUUGGGGGAGCACCGGCUGGGCCAGCAGGAACUGGUAAAACUGAGACAACUAAAGACCUGGCUAAAGCGCUUGGAUUGCUCUGUGUCGUUACAAACUGUGGCGAAGGAAUGGAUUAUAAAGCUGUAGGUAAAAUCUUCUCUGGACUUGCCCAGUGUGGAGCCUGGGGAUGUUUUGAUGAGUUCAAUCGAAUAGAUGCUUCUGUGCUAUCAGUGAUCUCCUCCCAGAUCCAGACAAUUCGGAAUGCAUUGAUUCAUCACCUCAAGAAAUUUCAGUUUGAAGGACAGGAAAUAGCUUUGGAUUCUCGAAUGGGUAUCUUCAUUACCAUGAAUCCUGGCUAUGCUGGCCGUACAGAGUUGCCGGAAUCUGUCAAGUCUCUUUUCAGGCCUGUUGUGGUAAUUGUACCAGACCUCCAGCAAAUUUGUGAAAUCAUGCUGUUUUCAGAAGGAUUUCUACAAGCCAAAAACCUAGCUAAAAAGAUGACUGUGUUAUAUAAACUUGCACGGGAACAGCUUUCUAAGCAGCAUCAUUAUGACUUUGGCUUGCGUGCCCUCAAAUCUGUGCUGGUGAUGGCUGGAGAACUGAAAAGAGGGUCACCUGAGCUGAAUGAGGAUGUUGUUUUGAUGAGGGCCCUGCGAGACAUGAAUCUCCCUAAAUUUGUAUUUGAAGAUGUUCCCCUGUUUCUUGGUUUAAUUUCUGACCUGUUUCCGGGACUGGAUUGCCCACGUGUUCGCUACCCAAGUCUUAACGAUGCUGUAGAAGAAGCCCUUCUUGAGGGCAAAUAUAUCUUGUUACCAACACAGGUGGAUAAGGUAGUUCAGAUGUAUGAGACCAUGCUAACACGUCACACAACCAUGGUGGUUGGACCCACCGGAGGAGGAAAAUCUGUCGUAAUCAACACAUUGUGCUUCGCACAGACAAAACUUGGUCUUGUUACCAAAUUAUACACACUGAAUCCCAAGUCCAUGAGUGUGAUUGAAUUAUAUGGCAUCCUGGAUCCUACGACCAGAGAUUGGACAGAUGGGGUCCUAUCGAAUAUCUUCAGGGAAAUUAACAAGCCCACUGAUAAAAAAGAGAGAAGAUAUAUUCUUUUUGAUGGAGAUGUGGAUGCUCUGUGGGUGGAAAAUAUGAAUUCAGUGAUGGAUGACAACAAGUUAUUGACCUUGGCAAAUGGAGAGCGCAUUAGACUUCAGCCACACUGUGCAUUAUUAUUUGAGGUUGGAGAUUUGCAGUAUGCAUCCCCUGCAACAGUAUCUCGCUGUGGCAUGGUAUUUGUUGAUCCCAAAAACCUAAAAUAUCAACCUUAUUGGCAGAAAUGGGUCAACAAUAGGCAAAGCAAGCAAGAGCUAACCGAAUUAAACCGCUUAUUUGAGAAAUAUGUCCCUCAGUGCCUAGACAUGAUUGUUGAAGGAAUCAUGGAUGGAAAACAAGUAGAAAAGUUAAAAAUGAUUGUUCCUCAGACUGAUCUGAACAUGGUGACCCAGUUGUCCAUGAUGUUGGAUGCAUUAAUUCCAAAAGAAAUUGAGGAUGCGGAUGUUUUGGAAUGCUACUUUAUUGAGGCCUUAUACUGCUCUCUGGGAGGAACAUUGCUUGAAGCAGGAAGGGUUAAAUUUGACGAGUAUAUUAAACGUUUGGCCUCAAUGUCAACUUCCUAUGAGGAGCAUGCAUUAGCUGGACCUGGUGAGCUUCCAGGUCAGUUGCCCACUAUUUACGAUUUCCACUUUGAUGGAGAAAAAAAGAAGUGGAUACCUUGGAGUAAAUUGGUUCCUCAAUACAACCAUAAAUCCGAUGUGAAGUUUAUUGAUAUACUAGUUCCCACCGUGGACACUACACGUACCACGUGGCUCUUGGAGCAGAUGGUAAAAAUUAAAAGGCCAGUGGUUCUCGUUGGCGAAUCUGGCACUUCUAAGACAGCAACUACAUUGAACCUCCUUAAGAACCUCAACAGAGACAACACUAUGCUCCUGACCAUUAACUUUUCCUCACGUACAACAUCUAUGGAUAUCCAAAGAAACCUGGAAGCCAAUGUUGAAAAACGUACAAAAGAUACCUUUGGACCCCCAAUGGGAAAGCGUUUGCUGGUUUUCAUGGAUGACCUGAAUAUGCCAAAGGUUGAUGAAUAUGGUACACAGCAGCCCAUUGCUCUUUUAAAGUUGCUUCUUGAGAAAGGUGGCAUGUAUGACCGUGGAAAGGAGCUAAACUGCAAAUUUCUAAGAGACCUUGGCUUCAUAGCUGCUAUGGGGAAAGCUGGUGGUGGCCGUAAUGAAGUGGAUCCUCGAUUUGUGUCCCUGUUCACUGUGUUUAAUGUCUUGUUUCCUUCGGAGGAGUCCCUACAUCUUAUAUAUGCUUCUAUUUUGAAAGGACAUACAAAGCUGUUUCAUGAAGAUAUACAAGCCAUCUGUGACAAGCUGACCUUCUGCACUUUGGAACUCUACAGACUGAUUGUCCGAGACUUGCCCCCUACUCCAUCAAAGUUUCAUUAUAUAUUCAAUCUGCGCGAUCUCUCCAGGGUUUACAAUGGCAUGGUUCUUACUACUCCAGAAAGAUUCCUGACUGUGGGUCAGAUGGUGCGAGUAUGGAGAAACGAAGCCCUACGUGUAUUCCAUGAUAGGCUCAUUAAUGAAGAUGAUAAGAAAGUGGUCCAAGGCCAUUUAGAACAUUUGAUAGCAGAACAUUUUCCUGCUGAUUUGGAACAUGCCAUGAAGGAUCCCAUUCUUUUUGGAGACUACAGGACUGCGAUGCAGGAGGGAGAGCCUCGAGUGUAUGAGGACAUCCAGGAUUAUGAUGCCUCUAAAGCUCUCUUUCAGGAAAUUCUUGAAGAAUACAACGAAAUGAAUACCAAAAUGAACCUUGUUCUUUUUGAUGAUGCUCUUGAGCACCUCACUCGCAUACACCGCGUUAUAAGGAUGGAUCGAGGUCAUGCAUUGUUGGUUGGCGUUGGAGGGUCUGGAAAGCAAUCGCUGGCUCGACUUGCUGCUUUUGCAGCUGGUUAUGAGGUUUUUGAAAUUGUGCUAAGUCGAGGUUAUGGAGAGAAUAGUUUCCGUGAGGAUCUCAAGAUUCUCUACACGAAACUUGGUCUGGAAAAUAAAAAGAUGAUUUUCUUGUUUACUGAUGCUCAUGUGGCAGAAGAAGGUUUCCUGGAACUGAUCAACAACAUGCUAACAUCAGGCAUUGUUCCAGCUCUUUUCCCUGAUGAUGAGAGGGAAUCAAUAUUGGGUCAAGUCAGGGAUGAAGCUACUAAAUGUGGUAUGGGCCCUGCCAAAGAAAGCAUUUGGCAGUUCUUUGUAAAUAAGAGUGCCAACAAUCUUCAUAUCGUUCUUGGAAUGUCACCAGUUGGUGAAACCCUAAGGACAAGAUGCCGAAAUUUUCCAGGUUUGGUAAACAAUACUGGGAUAGAUUGGUUCCUGCCAUGGCCACCGCAAGCUUUGUAUGCAGUUGCAAAAUCAUUUUUAGGAGACAAUGAAAUGAUCCCAUCCCAGCAUUUGGAGCCAGUGAUUGGCCAUGUGGUCAUGGUCCAUGAUUCUGUUGGGAAGUUCAGCAAGAAGUUUCAGCAGAAAUUAAGGCGCAGUAACUAUGUUACUCCAAAGAAUUACCUUGAUUUCAUCAACACAUAUUCAAGACUGUUGGAAGAGAAGAACCAGUUUAACUUUGCUCAAUGCAAACGUCUGGAAGGGGGUCUGGACAAACUGAAAGAAGCCACUGUUCAAUUGGCUGAACUAAAUGAAAAGCUGGCUGAACAGAAGAAAGUGUUAGCUGAGAAGUCAACUGCUUGUGAAGCUUUGUUGCAAGAGAUUUCAGACAACACAAAAGUUGCUGAGGAAAAAAGGGAGCUUGCUGAAGAGAAGGCAGCAGAGAUAGAGGAACAAAAUAAAAACAUUGCAGUCGAGAAACAAGAAGCAGAGAGUGCCUUGGCAGAUGCUAUGCCAAUACUGGAAGCUGCCAAAUUGGAACUGCAGAAACUGGAUAGGUCGGAUGUAACUGAGAUUAGGGCAUUUGCAAAACCACCAAAGCAAGUUCAAACUCUAUGUGAGUGUAUUCUGGUGAUGAGGGGGUUUAAGGAGAUAAGCUGGAAAAGUGCAAAAGGCAUGAUGUCUGAUCCGAAUUUCCUAAAAUCGCUAAUGGAGAUGGAUUUUGAUGCGAUUACCCCAAAUCAAGUCAAAAUGGUCCGAGGUUUCCUGAAAAAUCAGAACGUAACCGUUGAGGAAAUGGAGAACAUCAGUAAGGCGGGCUCAGGAAUGUUGAAAUUUGUGGAAGCUGUUAUGGGUUAUUGUGAUGUGGCCAAAGAGAUCAAGCCGAAAAGGGAAAAGGUAGCGAAACUAGAGCGUAACUAUUACAUAAGCAAGCGUGACCUGGAGAAGAUCCAGGCAGAGCUAGCCGUUAUUCAGAGUGAGCUGAAAGCACUGGGAAAGAAAUAUGAGGCUGCUAUCACUGAAAAGCAAAAACUGCAAGAGGAGGCAGAAAUAAUGGAGCGUAGACUGAUUGCGGCUGACAAACUCAUUUCUGGAUUGGGAUCUGAGAACAUAAGAUGGACAAAUGAUUUAGAAGAAUUAAAAGUGAGGAGAGUAAAGUUGCUUGGGGACUGUUUACUAUGUUCAGCAUUUCUGAGCUACGAAGGUGCUUUUAACUGGGAGUUCCGGAAGGAAAUGGUAUAUACCGCAUGGCAGCAGGACGUACAAGAUCGGGAAAUUCCUCUCAGCCAACCAUUUAGAGUGGAAAGCCUCCUUACUGAUGAAGUUGAAAUAAGCAGGUGGGGUUCUGAAGGUCUGCCCCCUGAUGAACUCUCAAUACAGAAUGGAAUAUUAACCACUCGAGCCAGUCGUUUCCCCCUGUGUAUAGACCCACAGCAGCAAGCAUUAAACUGGAUCAAGAGGAAGGAGGAAAGAAAUAAUCUAAAGAUCUCUUCGUUUAAUGAUCCAGACUUUCUAAAGCAAUUAGAAAUGGCUAUAAAGUAUGGCCUCCCAUUCCUUUUUCAAGAUGUAGAUGAGUAUAUUGAUCCAGUCAUUGAUAAUGUAUUGGAGAAGAAUAUAAAGGGUGCCCAAGGCCGACAAUUUAUUAUUCUUGGAGACAAAGAAGUGGAUUAUGAUCCAAACUUCAAACUGUAUUUAAACACCAAGUUAUCUAACCCCAAGUAUUCUCCUUCAGUGUUUGGUAAAGCCAUGGUCAUCAAUUAUACAGUUACUCUGAAAGGUUUAGAAGAUCAGUUGCUGAGUGUAAUUGUUGGGAUUGAAAAAAGAGAGCUAGAGGAGCAGAGGGAAAAUCUCAUUCAAGAAACCAGUGAAAACAAAAAGUUGCUAAAGGACUUAGAGGAUUCUUUGCUGCGAGAACUUGCAACGUCCACUGGUAACAUGCUGGAUAACGUAGAACUGGUUCAAACCCUGGAAGAAACAAAAUCAAAGGCUAUAGAGGUUUCUGAAAAACUGAAACUAGCAGAGAUAACUGCGGUAGAUAUUGACAGGUUACGAGAUGGAUACAGGCCUGCUGCCAAACGUGGUGCUAUCCUUUUCUUUGUCCUAUCGGAGAUGGCGCUGGUCAACUCGAUGUAUCAAUAUUCACUGUCAUCAUUUUUGGCUGUGUUUGAUUUCUCCCUACGAAAAUCUAUGCCGGAUGGCAUUUUAGUCAAAAGAUUGAAGAACAUCAUGGAUACUUUGACCUUCAACAUAUAUAACUAUGGAUGUACAGGUUUAUUUGAGAAACAUAAAUUGCUGUUUUCCUUCAAUAUGACCAUCAAGAUUGAGCAAGCGGAUGGCAGGGUGCCUCAGGAGGAGCUGGAGUUUUUCUUAAAAGGAAACAUUUCCCUGGAGAAAAGCAAAAGGAAGAAGCCUUGUUCUUGGCUUUCAGACCAAGGAUGGGAAGACAUUAUACGGCUCUCUGAACUGUUUCCAUCAUUAUUUGGGUCUCUUCCUGAUGAGGUGGAGAGACAGGAGACAAGCUGGAAAUCUUGGUACGACCUGGACACGCUGGAACAGUAUCCAUUCCCACUAAGCUACAACAACAAGCUUUCUAACUUCCAAAAACUGCUGCUUCUGCGUUGCUUCCGAGUGGACCGUGUUUACAGAGCAGUCACAGACUAUGUCACAGUUACUAUGGGAGUAAAGUAUGUGCAGCCUCCAGUAAUAAGUUUUGAAGCAAUAUUUGAACAAAGUGUCCCUUCCUCACCAAUUGUAUUUAUACUGAGUCCGGGCUCUGACCCUGCCAUAGACCUGAUGAAGCUAGCCGAAAGGUCUGGGUUUGGUGGAAAUAGACUUAGGUUUCUUGCCAUGGGACAAGGCCAGGAAAAGGUGGCUCUCCAGCUCCUAGACGUCGCUGUGUCCCGUGGGCAGUGGCUCAUGUUACAGAACUGCCAUCUCUUGGUGAAGUGGUUGAAGGAUUUGGAAAAAACCUUAGAGAUGAUAAGGAAACCUCAUCCAGACUUCCGUUUGUGGCUUACUACAGAUCCCAUCAAGGACUUCCCUAUUGGAAUACUACAGAAAUCUCUGAAGGUUGUUACCGAACCUCCUAAUGGGUUGAAGCUGAACAUGAGGGCGACUUACUUCAAGAUCACACAUGAAGCUCUGGAUACUUGCCCACACCCUGCAUUCAAAUCCCUGGUCUAUAUGCUUGCGUUUUUCCACGCAGUGGUGCAGGAACGGAGAAAGUUUGGGAAGAUUGGCUGGAAUGUGCCAUAUGACUUUAAUGAAUCUGAUUUUCAGGUCUGCAUGGAGAUAUUAAAUACAUAUUUGACCAAAGCUUCUGAACAAAAUGAUACUAAGAUACCAUGGGGAAGCCUUAAGUAUUUAAUUGGAGAGGUUAUGUAUGGUGGUCGUGCAAUUGACAGCUUUGAUCGUCGUAUACUCACCAUCUAUAUGAAUGAAUAUUUAGGCGACUUUAUAUUUGACACAUUCCAGCUGUUUCAUUUCUAUAAAAAUGAAGAUGUUGACUACAAAAUUCCUAAUGGAACAACAAAAGAUGAAUUUGUUGAGGAAAUAGAAUCUCUUCCACUUGCAAACACUCCUGAAGUUUUUGGACUUCAUUCAAAUGCUGAAAUUGGAUAUUAUACACAGGCAGCUCGAGAUAUGUGGUCUCAUCUUCUGGAACUGCAACCUCAAACAGGUGAAUCUGGCACCGGUAUCAGUCGGGAUGAGUACAUUGCACAGGUGGCAAAGGACAUUGAGUCCAAGCUGCCCCAAGUAUUUGAUUUGGAUCAGAUCAGAAAGAAUUUGGGGCUAGAGAUAUCACCUACAACAGUUGUGCUGCUGCAGGAGUUGGAACGGUUUAACAAACUCAUCGUUCGCAUGUCCAAAUCCCUGGCUGAACUGCAAAGGGCUUUGGCUGGUGAAGUUGGGAUGAGCAAUGAGUUGGAUGAUGUAGCCCGAUCGCUAUUUAAUGGACAGAUUCCGAAUAUAUGGAGGAGAUUGGCUCCUGCUACUCUGAAGUCUUUGGGAAAUUGGAUGAUCCACUUCAGGAGACGAUUUAAUCAGUAUACUUCCUGGGUAAAAGAUGGUGAACCAAAUGUAAUGUGGCUGUCAGGUCUUCAUAUCCCAGAAUCAUACCUGACUGCUCUUGUACAAGCCACCUGCAGAAAGAACGGAUGGCCCCUUGAUCGCUCUACGUUGUACACUCAAGUUACCAAGUUCCAUAGCGCUGAUGAGGUUAUUGAAAGGCCUGGGCAAGGAUGCUUUAUUUCUGGUCUGUACUUGGAAGGGGCUGAUUGGGAUAUAGAAAACUCAUGUUUAAUUAAAAGUCAACCAAAAGUACUUAUUGUUGAGUUGCCUGUUUUGAAGGUUAUUCCAAUUGAAUCUCAUCGUCUGAAAUUGCAGAACACCUUCAAGACUCCAGUCUACACCACAUCCAUGAGGAGGAAUGCAAUGGGAGUGGGUCUAGUUUUUGAAGCCGAUCUCUUUACUACUAAACACAUUUCGCACUGGGUGCUUCAAGGAGUUUGCCUCACUCUGAAUUCUGAUUAAAUCCAUCAUUUUAGAAUUAUUUCGGACAUGGAAACUGUAAAAUAGUUAAUAUAUAAUUCAGAUUGUUAUAUGUUUAUGUAUUCAGAA